AUGGCUCCAAUCCAUUGCAAGCAGUCUUCGCUCUGCACGACGCGACACAUCGUCUCCAAGGUCAAUAUAUCGAACCAGAGGCACAACGAUAGUUGCCAAUCUCCUGUCCUGGGCAAGUGGAAACAGUCCUGGGAACCUGUAUUUGAACACCUGUUGCCAUGUACGUUGUGCUUCUACCUGGCUGUCGUCGACUGUGGUCUCGCAACCAAAAAUAGAAUGCUCCAUCGUGCUCGUCGUUUGGCUCGAGUCUCACAAGGCUCGAGCCUACGGCUUCGAGGAAGGUGCUCAGCUUCCGCUCCGUUUGGCCGAUGGAAGUAG
This is a messenger RNA of Purpureocillium lilacinum, 318 nucleotides long. NCBI's taxonomy places the organism in Eukaryota, Fungi, Ascomycota, Sordariomycetes, Hypocreales, Ophiocordycipitaceae. The record is from RefSeq and is a predicted model, not a curated record.